AUGGCAGAAAGAGUAUUAGCAAAUUUAGAAGCAAAAUUUACAGAAGGAAAUUAUUAUGAUAUUCUUCAAUCAUACAAAGCAUUAUAUAAUAGAUUUUCAACACAAAAGAAAUAUAAAGAAACUGUAACUUUAUUAGAGUCUGGUUGUAAUAAAUUUCUUGAAUAUAAACAAUGGAAUUGUGCAGCUGAUUUAGCUAAAUUAUUAAUUGAAUGUUAUAAAAAUUUUAAAAUUCAAUAUUCUGAUGAAUCAAAAGAACCAAUUAUCAAGAUAUUUAAAAAUUUUAAAGGUGAAUGCGCUGGUAAAAUUAGUUUUAUGAGAGAUGCAAUUGAAUGGAGUUCAAAAAAUGGUGGUGAUAGUAAAGGAUCAGAAGAAUUUCAUACAUUAUUAGCAAUUACAUUAUCAGAAGAAGGUGAUUAUAUUGAUGCACAAAAACAUUUUAUUUUUGGAAAUGAUUAUUUUUCAUUUUGUGAAAUGUUAAAGAAUUGGACAGAAGAUGUCGAUGAAGAAGAAAAAGAUCUUUAUAUUACACGUGCAAUCUUUGGGUUAUUAUGUUUAAAGAAAUUAAAACAAGCAUCGGAUUUAUACAAUUUAUUCACAACUAAAGUUAUAAAAGGUGAUCCAUCACCAUUAUUAAACUUUGAUCGUUUUUUAUUGUUAACACUCGAACGUGAUGCAUUACCAUUAUUCAAUUUAUUAAGACAAAAAUAUGAACGUUCAUUAAAGAGGGAUCCUCAAUUCAAAAAGUUUUUAGACCAAAUCGCAAACAUAUUCUAUAAUGUACCAAUUCAAAGUGGUGGUGGUCUUAGUGGUAUGUUAUCAAAUUUAUUAAGUGGUUUCGGUGGUGGUAUGGGUAUGGGUGGUAAUAGUAGUGGUGGUGGUCUUGCAAGUAUGGAGGUUGAUGGUCCAACAAUUGAAGAUGAAAUGGAUUAA
Molecule: messenger RNA, 930 nt
Organism: Dictyostelium discoideum AX4
Lineage: Eukaryota; Evosea; Eumycetozoa; Dictyosteliales; Dictyosteliaceae
Product: DUF410 family protein
Exons: 3
Coding region: 1-930 (309 amino acids)
Biological process (GO): protein insertion into ER membrane
Source: RefSeq, a predicted model, not a curated record